AGGGUUGACUAAUAACAACCCUAGCGCGGUAAAUGUACCUUACUUUCUUUAAAUCAUCGCUCCGGGUAAGACGUGUUGCGUGCUAGCUUGUGGCGAGUGGUGGACUUUACCAGUUAUUUUAUCCUUGUGAGACGUGAGCCCUAGAGGAGUAGUUUCUGUGAAAAGAGGCGGUCACGGCGAAAACGCGUAGUCAAGGGACGAUCUUGGUUGUGAUUCAUAGUGGUUGUUGCAUAAAUCUCUCAAAGGCACAUCACCCCACAUCGACGGAACAACAAUAGCCGCCACCAUGCACGCCUUGAAACGCUUCACACAAUGCGGAAGUCUAACGAUGCUGUUCACAGUCUUCAUCGUCCUGUUCGGAGUGAGUUCCACGGCCCUGACCACAUUCGGCAAAACGAGUCCUAAUGUCCAACAGCCGCCCACCACACCUCCAGUGAAAGGACGAGAAUGCAACACUCACACAGAUUGUAGCACUCUGCAGAGCACUAGUUGUGUAAGGGACCCCAACGACUCAAGGCUUCGUUGUUUAUGCGGUGACAACACAGCCCCAGUCAACGGUCAGUGCUUCGCUAAAUAUAAAGGGCUACGACAUAUGUGCAGCAAUGUCAAUGAAUGUGAUGAAGGAAUGAUUUGUGCGAUUGAAAAUGCAACAAGGAUCUCAACGUUUGGUAAAAUCACUGGAGGAACACCAAACACGAAAGCAUGUUUAUGCGAUGAAGAAAAUGGCUACGAAGAAGACACCCGCGAUUACUCGUGCAAUAUGGGUGAUUUCCAGGCAUACACGAGUUUCUUCGUGCCAGUGUUUUCCGUAAUAUUGUCUCUGAUUCUGUCGUCGAUAAACAGUAAAGGAUUCUAAAAUACACCAAUUUCCCGACUUAGCGAAUUCAAAUACUCGAAUAAGAUAUAUAGCAAUUACAUAAAUAUAAUACAUAGACUAGAUACUCAGGCACGAUCAAAUAUUUUAAGUGAAUAGCUUAGUAGAAACCGUGCCGACGUUCCAGUGCAUUCUCCUCAGAAGAAUAUAUCAGCGCAAUACUCCUUUAAAGCAAGUUAUAUUUAUAAAUACACGUUGUGAAACUUUUUGAGCAACCCAAAAAAAUUUAAAAAAAAAUAAUGAAAAGUACCUCUCAAACGGACUAUUGUAGACGUGAAAUAGCUGCAAUAUCGUAAGGUGCAUAUCCUUAUAAAUACACCUCAGACAUUUUUCACUUUGCGUAUCCAAAUUUGAAUUCUAUGCACAUUUUAUAUUUUCAAUGAUAAUCCUUUAAAAUCGUAGGUAAGGAAUCCGAGACAACCGAGGCAGAAACUUUAGCUUGUUCAAAUGAAAAAAUACAAAAGUAGAGCCUG
Messenger RNA from Hermetia illucens (black soldier fly), 1347 nucleotides. RefSeq lists its product as uncharacterized. The record is from RefSeq and is a predicted model, not a curated record. The coding region runs from base 287 to 856 and encodes 189 amino acids. The transcript has 4 exons. NCBI's taxonomy places the organism in Eukaryota, Metazoa, Arthropoda, Insecta, Diptera, Stratiomyidae.